UUUAAUUUUAAGAGAAGUGAAGAGAAGAGAAGAGAGAGAAACACAAUGUAACCCUAGUCCAAUUCACCGCCUCUCUCAAGCUCCUUUCCCCACCGUGACGGACAGGAUUCAAUGAAUCAACUUGCCACCGUCACGAAUUCACCGCCUCUCUCAAGCUCCACCGUCCACCGUCACGAACAGGAUUCAAUGAAUCAACUUGCCACCGUCACGAAUCACGAAAGAAAUCGCUCAAUCUCUCACCGCUUGCGAAGAAAUCAGACGAAUUUAAUUUUGGUUUUUGGCAACAGCUUUGGGUGUUUGUAGUUCCAAAACUACAUCUUGUUUCUUGGACAAGGUCAAGGAUGAUUGAGUUGGUAUCAAAAGGUUUGGCUACAUUAGAGGUAUGGUAGUUGUAGUGUUGUAUUUGCAUACAAUUGUUGUUGUUGUUGCGAUUAACUGCAUACUAGUUAGACGAACUUUGAUUGGAUUGUUUCAGUGGUGGACUUGAUUUUAUUGACUUGUGUGUUUCAGUGGUGGAUUGUUUCAUGAGUGUGGAUCUUAUUCAAAAAACAGUUUUGGAAAUUUGUAUGCUCACAAGAGAUUAUGUCUUUUUUUAUGUUCCCUCUUUCUAUUUACUUUGCAAUUAAUGUUUUCUCUCCUUUGUUAUGAUUGAUGGUCAUCAGCAAAUGGCAUAUAGCAUGAAAUUAUCAGAAUGAUUUUUUUUCUAGGAAUAUGAUUAUUGUAGUGAUCCAUUUUUGAAUGCAUUUACUUCAUUAUUCCACUUUAUGUAACCUCUUUUUUUUGUUGAUUAUGCCUGUUUUUAUUUCCGACCACCUGCAGGGCUGAUGAUUAAAGUGUGUAAAUGAUUAGCUUAUGAAUAAUAUGAUAGCUUUUCAAUACAUGGUUUAUGAUCAUUUUGACAGAAGUCAUUCUCCCCUUCCCAGUUCCCAACACACUUUCCAGUUCAUGUGGCUGUUAAUUGAAUUCACUGUAUAACUAUAAAUUGAUAUACUGUAGUAUUCUAUUACUACCUUCAUUUAAUUUAUCAUUAGUUCUAUUACUGUAGUAUUAUUUCCUAUCAUAUAUUCAUGUGGCUACAGCAGUUACUGAAUUGGGCAAUGGAAAGCCAAAGUUCUAUUCUACUCGCGAUAAUCUCUUUUUGCAUAAAAUGGCGAUUACCAACAAAUCAUGUGUGGUUGUUCUCAACAAGAAAAUCAGCCUCUUCCUUCUUUGCUGCCUAUGAUGCCUAAUGCGAGGAAGGUACUGCAACUUCUGUAUGCAGGGCUCUUGAUGAAAUUGUGGACGUAUCUAUACCAGACAAGGUCAAGGAUGAUUGAGUUGGUAUCAAAAGGUUUGGCUACAUUAGAGAGAAACUAUAGAAAGCAUAUGUGCAUAUCAAUGAAAUUAGUAGCUGCUGUUCUUGGAGACCAUGGACAGCGUCCUCAUGAAGACUAUGCGGUAGUGGCUACAGCAGUUACUGUAUUGGGCAAUGGAAAGUCAAAGUUCUAUUCUACUCGCGAUAAUCUCUUUUUGCAUAAAAUGGCGAUUACCAACAAAUCACGUGUGGUUGUUCUCAACAAGGUGAAUACUUAGUAUUUAAAUAGGCGUUCUUUAUUAUUCAACUUCUAUAAAUGAUAUACUGAAAUUAAUUAGUGUACACUAUAGCCUUUAAAAUAUCGAAAACAGAGCUAAAUGCAUUAUUGAAUAUUUUGUUUU
Messenger RNA from Trifolium pratense (red clover), 1695 nucleotides. RefSeq lists its product as uncharacterized. Bases 1168 to 1572 code for a protein of 134 amino acids. Gene Ontology annotation, molecular function: RNA ligase (ATP) activity. The transcript is spliced from 7 exons. Lineage: Eukaryota; Viridiplantae; Streptophyta; Magnoliopsida; Fabales; Fabaceae. Gene Ontology annotation, biological process: tRNA splicing, via endonucleolytic cleavage and ligation. The record is from RefSeq and is a predicted model, not a curated record.